AUGCGCCGUUAUUCUCCGUUACCAUGGACUAUUCUUCAUCUCCUUAUUCUUAUUAUCACUCCUGUCGUGUCCAGUAGUCAUCAAGGACCCAGCGAAUCAAAAGCGCAACCUGGUGACGGACAGCAGCCGACACAGGCAUCCUUCUCAACAUCUCAACCAAAGGAAAUGGCGAAGGAAAGGCUAUUAUUAAAGCCGCUAAAGGACGGAAAGAUUGCUGCGCACUUUGAGUUUGAUUAUUUGGAUGCCGAGGCCGUUCCGCGGGAUCCGAGGACGUUGGGAGAAAGAGAUGUUGCUCAACAUUUCGACUCGUUCCCUCUCUCGCUCGGCCAAAUUCUGCGAGAGUAUGCAGUUGCAGAAAUGCAUCUGACUCUGAAUAGCGGGCGUUGGCAAUACGACACCUGGGGAUAUCCACAGAGUCCUGCCGUUGCCAGCGGUGCAGAGCUUUGGGUCUGGAUGGCGGAUGGUGGAGAGAAAUCGAUCGAGGAACGGUGGAGCGGCUUGUCAAAUGCGCUCGCAGGACUCUUUUGUGCGUCUCUUUCGGCACUUCCUACAUCUCGAACCACUUCUCCUCGCUACGCAUUCAGACCAGAAGGCCAACUCCCCUUUUACCCUUUCGAUGAGCCCUCAGCCGCUGGGACGAACAAAACCCAAGACGGACUCGACUAUGUCUUGCGACACGCCAUCCUCCCAUCCGAGAAUAUAUGUACGGAGAACUUGACACCAUUCAUCAAGUUGCUCCCUUGCAAGUCGUAUGCGGGUAUUGCCGAACUACUCAACCCGCACAAACUCUUUGGAGGCUGGUGGUAUGGGGUCGGUGUACAUGCUACCUGGAAUAACGAAAUUAAAAACGUCGAUAAAUCAACGAGUCAAGCUGGUGUACGCCUCCAACUUACUGUAGGCGCAGUCCUUGACGGGUCGGCGGUGCAUCAAGAUUCGAAGCAGUGGAGUUUUCGUUCUCUGUUUGAUCGAGAGAUUCAGAGGACAUGCGCAGUAACUGGACCAGGGGAGGUGCAAAUAAGACAGCCAUCAGAAUCCGGGGGUUCGGAUACUAUUGUGCUGAGCCCGGCACCUGCAAACCGCAUUGUGCGUCCAUCAACCAGGAACAGAGAACAGGAGAUUUGGGACGUCAUCUUCGUCGGAGAGCACGGUCUUCGACUGACAGCGACCAGUCCCAUAUCAUUGAACAGUGACUCCUCUUCCAUUGGCGAGACUCCACUAUCUAUCAAGCGCUCUCUUCGUGGCUACGAUCAAACUCGUGGUGGCUUUGCCAUCUCUAUCACGAAUCGCCUGUACCAUACGGUCGAUGCGUGGUAUGUCGAAAGCAUACCCUGGAUCAUCAAGCCCUAUCUUAGUAGCCUGCGAGUUGUGAGCGUUCAGUAUCUGGAUGCUUCCUCAGGCUCUGGUACCAGCGUACCGCUGCAAAUUGAUCCGUCCAUCCUUGAUCUCUCUCAUAUGAAUUAUAUUCCUCCCGCUCCUGGACUUAAUGCGCGCACAACCCCAGCACUCCUCGAAAUACCGAUAUACCUCCCACCUCGCUCAACGAUUCACAUCUCACUCGAAUUUGAGAAGAUGUUCCUCAAGUAUACUGAGCACCCACCGGAUGCGCAGAGAGGCUGGGACCUACCAGGUGGCGUUCUCAUACCCGUAGACGACGAAAGGCGUCUAGGAUUACCGAGAAUGUACACCCCACCACUUCUCGCGGACCUAGCCACGCCGGACUUUUCGAUGCCAUACAAUGUGAUCAUUCUCAGUGGAGCGUUGAUCGCGUUAUUGUUUGGGAUGACGUUCAACAUGUUGACGAGGCGGUUCGUAUUAGUCAAACCAUGA
Molecule: messenger RNA, 1827 nt
Organism: Serendipita indica DSM 11827
Lineage: Eukaryota; Fungi; Basidiomycota; Agaricomycetes; Sebacinales; Serendipitaceae
Source: the annotation of a GenBank genome assembly